This is a messenger RNA of Anolis sagrei ordinatus, 712 nucleotides long. Lineage: Eukaryota; Metazoa; Chordata; Lepidosauria; Squamata; Anolidae. The record is from RefSeq and is a predicted model, not a curated record.
CAUCACCCUUCAAAGAUGUCUUACUAUCAACCAUCUUGUGUUGCCCCCUCCUACGACUCUACUCCUCUGUUUGGGUUUGGGUCCUCUGGUUGCAGAGUCAAUGGUCUUGGCAAUGGAAGUCUUGGCUAUGGCGGUUUCGGCUAUGGUGGUCUCGGCUAUGGUGGAUACGGCAAUGGAUCUGGUAGUGUCACAUCUUCCGCAGAUCUGGGCACCCUGUCUGGAGUCACCCCGAAUCCUAUCAACCAGCUUCCUACCUCUGAAUGCGUGAUCAACCUAUCUCCUGUUGUUGUGACCAUCCCUGGGGCUAUUUUGUCCUCAACCUGUGAGCCACUUCUUGUAGAUGGCAAUACUCCUUCUGCCGUUGGGGGUUAUGGUCUGUCAGGAGGUCCAGGGAGCAGCAGCUUCUCUGGCAGGAUUGGUAGUGGAUAUCUUGGAGGAAGAAAGGGUUUCCCAGGCCAGUAUGGGAACAUAUGUCCCUAAAUCUCUUAAAUUCGCGAAGAACAUCCCUUUGAGAACGACCAAGGACUGGAUACCCUGCUGAAUCUUCUAGGCUUCUGGAGCUGAAUUGGAAGAAUCUCUACCCAUGUUGGACUCUCUCUUUUUCUGCAUUUUCCUCCCACUGACACCUGACCAGCUUAAUUCUAUUCCCAGCGAAUGUCCUUAAUGCUCUUUAUAAAACUGUCAUGCUUUCCAACAUUUUCAAUAAAGUAUA